UCCGUCCCUACGCAGAUCAUUCGGUAUUCUUUCCUUAAAUUCCAAAACAAAUGCUUACAUCACAUGGAUAUGGAUUCUCCACACAACUAAACUCUUUCUAAUGUCCAAAUUUCAGAAUAUAACCCACUAGUUUAUUUUUCCACCCUCUCUCCUACUAAUACACGCAUAUUCUUUUCCAUUCCCAGCCGCGAUUAUCAUAGUAAACUCAUAGUCUCUUCUUCUUAUCAGAGAACAAACCAUCAAAAUGGAGACAAGUGAAAAGAUUGGAGGAGGAAAUGACAUUUUCGAAGAUAAUCAUAUCUCUAAUGACGGUUCUAUUUGUGGUUAUGACUCCCUUCAUCACCUCCUCUGUGCCAAUCUCAAGCCUCAUCUUUUCAAGGAAGUCAGCCGGUUACUUCUCGGAAUGAAUUGUGGAAAAGCAAUUGAAACUUUAGUUCUUCCAGACUCUGCAAAAGUUAUCUCUUCAAAACAUGAUUUUGACCUCCAGGCCUUUCGCUUUGGUGCUGAUAAGGAGUCAUUAAGAGAACCUCGAGUAGUUCGGGUGGGUCUUAUUCAGAAUUCCAUAGCUCUUCCAACAACAGCUUCUUUUGUGGACCAGAAGAGGGCUAUUUUUCAGAAAUUGAAGCCAAUGAUUGAUGCUGCAGGUUCUUCAGGAGUCAACAUAUUAUGCUUGCAAGAAGCAUGGAUGAUGCCAUUUGCAUUUUGCACUCGGGAGAAAAGAUGGUGUGAAUUUGCAGAGCCUAUAGAUGGGGAAUCAACACAAUUUCUUCAGGAAUUUGCACAAAAGUACAACAUGGUCAUCAUAAGUCCGAUUCUUGAGAGAGAUGAUAAUCAUGGAGAGACUCUUUGGAACACUGCAAUUAUAAUUGGAAAUCAUGGUAACAUAAUUGGCAAGCAUAGAAAGAACCAUAUACCUAGAGUUGGUGACUUCAAUGAAAGCACAUAUUAUAUGGAAGGAAAUACCGGGCAUCCUGUGUUUGAGACAGCAUAUGGAAAGAUUGCAGUUAAUAUAUGCUAUGGGAGACACCAUCCGUUGAAUUGGUUAGCAUUUGGCUUGAAUGGUGCAGAGAUUGUUUUCAAUCCAUCCGCCACUGUCGGUGAACUCAGUGAACCAAUGUGGCCCGUUGAGGCUCGUAAUGCUGCAAUAGCCAAUAGUUACUUUGUUGGGUCUAUUAAUCGUGUUGGGACCGAAAUAUUCCCCAAUCCAUUCACUUCAGGUGAUGGGAAGCCACAACACUCUGAUUUUGGGCAUUUCUACGGGUCUAGUCAUUUUUCAGCACCAGAUGCUUCUUGCACGCCUUCUCUUUCCCGUUAUAAGGAUGGACUGUUGAUCUCAGAUAUGGACUUAAACCUGUGUAGACAGCUGAAAGACAAGUGGGGAUUUCGAAUGACUGCUCGAUACGAGUUAUAUGCUGAUAUGCUUGCUAGUUAUUUGAAGCCAGACUUCGAGCCCCAAAUCAUUUCUGAUCCCUUGUUACACAAAAAGUCUUCAUAAGUAACAGGUACUGUGCAAACUUGUAAUAUUAUAUCAAAUUAUCAACUGCAAUAAGUUCAGUGUGUAAAUCAUUCAACAUUGUUCAUCUGUCAUCGAACUAUGAUAUGGAUAAAUUGAUGGUAAAUAACCAGCAAAUCCCACAUCACCAUUAAAGUGUUCUUUUUCAUUCUAAA
Messenger RNA from Jatropha curcas, 1668 nucleotides. It is a transcript of the gene BETA-UP, whose product is annotated as beta-ureidopropionase. Lineage: Eukaryota; Viridiplantae; Streptophyta; Magnoliopsida; Malpighiales; Euphorbiaceae. Gene Ontology annotation, molecular function: beta-ureidopropionase activity. The record is from RefSeq and is a predicted model, not a curated record.